AUGUUUAGGGGUGGUCAGACCAACAGUUACGACGAGGUCGUCGCCAAAACGACUGAUGAGAACCUGACGGGCGAGAACUGGGAGAUGAUUCUGAAUCUAUGCGACAAGGUGCUGGAUGAGGGUGAACAAGGCGCGCGCAACGUCGUUGCUGCCGUCCUGAAACGGCUGGCGCAUCGCAAUCCGAAUGUGCAACUAUAUACGCUGACUCUUGCGGAGUCUCUGACGAAGAACUGCGGGAUUGAAGUGCACAGGGAGAUCGCGUCGCGCGCAUUUACCCAGGGGCUCGAGAAGCUGGUUACCGAUCGGACAACGCACGAAAAGGUACGGCGGAGAGUUCUGUCAAUGAUUGCUAUGUGGACCGCGGAAUUCGAGAAGGAUCCUACACUGGGGAUUAUGGAGGAAUCCUUCGAGUCCUUGAAGAGCAAGGGAUACAAGUUCGAGACGCCAGACGAGCCUCCUCCGCCAGAUGUGGAUGACGAAGUCCGUCGUCGGGAAGAGGAGGAAUUGCAACGGGUCCUCGAGAUGUCCAUGCAUGAUAAGGGUGGGCGCCAACAAUGGGCCGACUACUCGCUAGCAUCGUCGAAUGGUGCAGGCGGAUCCGGAUCCAACUCGAACUUACCCGCAACUAACACCGCUCAGCCGACUCGCCAACAACAAAGCUACACACAGCCUAGCUAUGGCGGAUACGUACCCUCAGCCAGCCCGGCGAUCUCCGCUGCCAAUACGUCCUCGCCGUCAACUCUCACAACCGUAAGCUCAAGUACAAUGUCAUCUGCCCCACCCAGUGCGUCAGGCCAGGAAAACAUCUCCGUUGUCACUCGGGUCAGGGCGCUGCACACCUUUGAGCCUACUGAGGCUGGAGAGCUGGCCUUCGAGAAGGGCGAUAUCAUCAAAGUCGUCGAUCGGGGAUACAAGGACUGGUGGCGUGGCCAACUGAAGGGUAGGACGGGUAUCUUCCCUGUGAACUAUGUGGAGCCGUUGCCGGAACCUACGGCGGUUGAACUCGCCCGGGAGGCGGAGCAGGAGGCUACUGUGUUUGCGCAGGCUGCGAAUGUGGACCGUCUGCUGACGCUGCUCCGUGGCAUGGACCCCGCCAAGGAUAACCUAGCAGACAAUGAAGAAAUCCAGGAGUUGUACCGAAACUGCAUGACUUUGCGUCCAAGGAUCGUCAAGCUCAUUGACAAGUAUAGUCAAAAGCGAGCUGACCUGGUCUCGAUGAACGAGACCUUCGUGAAGGCUAGGACCAUCUUUGACCGAAUGAUGGAAGAGAGCCUCGCUAGAAACACCGCUAUGUAUGAUCCGCGUCCUCCAUACGCUCAGCCUCAGUCAUCGUACAUAGCUCGCCCUGAUUCUCGUGGCCGUCAAGAAUAUGGUAUGCCUCCGGGCCCUCAGCCAUACGGUUACAGUCCAGCUGGCUAUGAUCAAGGGUACAGCGCCUAUCCUCCUCCCCAACCCGGCUACGUUCAAGGUCCCGAGCGAGCCUACUCUCCCGGCGCCCGACCCCAGUCAACAUACGACCCCAACGCAUACGCGCAGAUAUCACAGACGAUGUAUGGCCAACCACAGGUCUACGGCGCGCCGACGUCUUACGGCGGUCAGGCCGAGCCGCAGAUCUACCCUGCCGGUCAGCCUACCCAGCCAGCACAGGCGCAGCAUCAGCCGCACCCACAGGCGCAAGCCACGCCAUUCCAGCAGGUCGCUGUUCCCAUGCAGACCCAGCCUACGCCGACGCCGCAGGUGCAGGUACAGGCUCAGCCGCAGCCACAAGUGCAACCUCAGCCGCAGCCGCAGACUCAGGCACAACCUCAGCCGCAGGCUCAAGCUCAAGUCCAAGCUCAAACGCAGCCUCAGCCCCAGCCUCAGAGGCAGAGCGGCCCCCCUUUCGUGUUCGAUCCCAACACGACGUAUCCCGAUCCGAAUGUGCAGGCCUGGGCGCAGUAUUAUGCGCAGGGCGGGACGGAUCCGACGGGUUCCAUCUACUUCAUCUCCGUGCCCGGUGUCAAAGAAGGCUCCCUGGCGCAGACUGUCUCACGAAGCGACUCUCAGGACACUGCCGUAGCCCAGCAGGCACAAGCGUCUACAACGUCUUUGAACGCGUCGACGCCUCAGAGUCAGUCAGCGGGCGAGAGUGGUACGGCACAUGCAGGGUUCGAGGGUGGGCAGCAGCAAGCGCCUGGAAGCCCGACUGCGAGCGUGCACCAGCAGCCCGCGUACGGCGUGUCGCCCUAUGGCGUCCCUCCGGCCGGGUACACCGCUUCACCAGCUCCUGGCAUCUCUAUUGGUGCUACUCAAGGAGAGCCUCAGCAGGGUGUAUGGCAGGCGCAGUAUCAAGGAUUGCCAAACCAGUUCGCGGGAAUGCAGGUUUCUGGUGAGCCUGCGCAGGCUUCACAUCCUGGGCCACAGGGUGUCGGCGCGCCAGCAUAA
This is a messenger RNA of Rhodofomes roseus, 2424 nucleotides long. RefSeq lists its product as uncharacterized. The coding region runs from base 1 to 2424 and encodes 807 amino acids. The record is from RefSeq and is a predicted model, not a curated record. The transcript is spliced from 8 exons. Gene Ontology annotation, molecular function: ubiquitin binding; phosphatidylinositol binding. Gene Ontology annotation, cellular component: ESCRT-0 complex. Lineage: Eukaryota; Fungi; Basidiomycota; Agaricomycetes; Polyporales; Fomitopsidaceae. Gene Ontology annotation, biological process: protein transport to vacuole involved in ubiquitin-dependent protein catabolic process via the multivesicular body sorting pathway.